AUGGCACCUGGAGAACGCUCCGAAGAGGUGUGGCUGUGGUACACAGCCGUGUACGAGGCGAUUCAGGAGAUACCGUAUGGCAAGGUCACCAGCUACGGACACAUUGCCAGGCUGGUGGGAAAGCGUGACGUCAAAAGACAGGUGGGCGUGUGUCUCAAGAACCUGCCUUCGCCAUGGCCAUCGACAUCGGGCGACAGCAGCAGGACGAAGCCCAGGUUUCAUAGCGGCAACGUGCCUUGGCAGCGCGUGAUCAACGCCAAAGGCGGCAUCAGCCCGAGAGGACCAAGUGCAGCGGCGCACCAAGCAGAUGUUCUACGGAGGGAAGGUGUAGAGGUCAGGCAGGAUGGCAUGGGGCAGUACACGGUGGAGCUGGACGAGUACGGGUGGUUCCCGGACAUGCUCCCGAGCGAAGCAGAGCAGAUAGAGGGCAGCGACAUGGACGAAGACAAGGACGAGGACGAGGCCGCGUACCAUACUUGA
This is a messenger RNA of Bipolaris oryzae ATCC 44560, 480 nucleotides long. RefSeq lists its product as uncharacterized. Gene Ontology annotation, biological process: DNA repair. The record is from RefSeq and is a predicted model, not a curated record. The coding region runs from base 1 to 480 and encodes 159 amino acids. The transcript has 3 exons. NCBI's taxonomy places the organism in Eukaryota, Fungi, Ascomycota, Dothideomycetes, Pleosporales, Pleosporaceae. Gene Ontology annotation, molecular function: catalytic activity.